UGCACAUCCGGAUUAAUUUUAAGUGGCGGCUGCUGCUGCUGCUGCUGCUGCUCCUGCUGCUGCGGCUGAUCCCCGCAAUAGAGAGAUCCCCCCGCGCCGCCCCGAGCUGCAAACUUGUCGGAGCGGCGCCGCAGGCGGAUUGUGCCAGUGAGCCUCUGAGAAGAUUCUUUGCCGCCAUGGAGCCGUGGGUGUACCUGGACCCCCGCCAGAGGGCUCUGUAUCGAGAUGUCAUGCAGGAGAGCUAUGAGACGUUGAUGUCUCUUGCUGCUGAUAAAUUGCUGAACAGCAAUAACAACGAAGAGGAAGAGGAUGAUGAUGAUGAAGAGGAGGACGAUGAAGGCCCUGAGGAGCUGCGUCCGGGCACAUCUCAAAGCAUCCCCAGGCGGGUCAAGCCCUUGGUACACCGGGCAGCCCCCAAGCCGCCGAAAAUCACCCCGGUGGUUAAAAAGGACAAGGCCACCCAGCGCGGCCAUGCGCUGAAGAAAAGCCUCGAGAGCCGGUGCUCGGAUUGCACGCGGAUCCUGCACACCGCCGGCCGGGGCCGCCAGCGGAGCGAGGCCAACGCCGCCCGAGAAAAGCCUUUCCAGUGCUCGGACUGUGGGAAGUGUUUCAUCUGGAGCUCGCACCUGGAGCGCCACCGGAGGAUGCACACGGGGGAGAAGCCCUUCAAGUGCCUCAAUUGUGGGGAGGCCUACAGCCAGAACUUCCACCUCUUGCAGCACCGUUGCUCCCAGCUGAUCGAGAAGCCCUUCAAGUGCGCCGAGUGCGGGAAGCGCUUUGCCCAGAGCUCCGCCCUGGAGAACCACCAGAAGGGCCACACGGCGAUCAAGCGCCACAAGUGCGCCGACUGCGGCAAGUGCUUCAUCUGGGCGUCCCACCUGGAGAGGCACCGGCGGGUCCACACUGGGGAGCGGCCGUUCAAGUGCCCCGAGUGCGGGGAGACCUACAGCCAGAGCGCCCACCUGGCCAAGCAUCGGCGCAACCACAUGGGCGAGCGGCCUUACAACUGCCCGGCCUGCUGGAGGAGCUUCGCUCAGAUUGCCGAGCUGGAGGAGCACAAGAAGACCCACCUGGGCUGCGAGGACUGCGGCAAGGUCUUCCGGAGCCGGCAGACGCUGAUGCGCCACCAGCGAGGGCACCGCCGCGAGCGCACCCACCUCUGCGAGGAGUGCGGGAAGGGCUUUGUGUGGGCCUCCCACCUGGAGCGCCACCGCCGGGUGCACACUGGCGAGCGCCCCUUCCCUUGCCCCACUUGCGGGGAGAAGUUUGCCCAGAAGGUCCACCUCCUCCAGCACAACAAGACCCACUCUCACACGCGGCCCUACAAGUGCGGGGACUGCGACAAGCGCUUCGGGGACAGUUCGGCCUUCCUGGCCCACCAGCGGGGCCACGCCAUGGAGAAGAACCACAAGUGCCAGUAUUGCGGCAAGAGCUUUGCCUGGAGCUCCCACCUGGAGAGGCAUCAGAGGAUCCACACGGGGGAGAAACCCUACAAAUGCCCCCACUGCCCGGAGCACUUUAGCCAGACGUCCCAGCUCUUCAAGCAUCAGCGUAGCCACCUGGGCAAGAGGCCCUACAAGUGCAGCGAGUGCGGCCGCAGCUUCGGCACCACCCUGGAAGUCAUUAUCCACCAGCGAACCCACUUUGGGACCAAGCCCUACCGGUGCUCCAAUUGCGGGAAGGGGUUCACCCGCCGGGCCAACCUGCUGAAGCACCAGCGGUGCCACGCCAAGGAGAGCCCAUAAGGCAACGCGACUCGAUGGGCCAGCGGUGGGAGAGGGAUCAUGUCCUUCUGCAUUCAGCAAUCUGCAGAUCCACACAAGAGAAGCCCUUCUGUACGUUCUGAUGACGGGGAAACUCCCGUGCUUACACAGCUCUUGCAAUGGCACCCGCUGAUCUCUACACAGUUGAGGAAUAUUUCAGAAAACGCACAGUAGAAACGAGAAGCUCGUAGAAAAGCCUUGAUGGAGUGGAGUAGCCGACGUUGGAUUUUGGGGGGUUGGGGUGGGGUGGGCGAAAAGACCUGUCGAGGUACAAAAAUAAAAAAAAACGAAUAGCAACCCUGUCUGCAUUGGGAAUUGAACGUGAUAUAGAAUCCAUAUGGAUGUCUUACUCACCUUUGUUUGACACUGUGUACAUAUACCCCAAACAAGAAAAGCUUUACUGACUGUUCAUCCUUAUAUUAUGCAUCAGAAACCUUACCUGGGAUAGACCCAACUCCCUUCUCUACCCCCCACCCCCAUAAUUUCAAACUCUGGAUAACAAAGCUUUAAGAAUCGCUGAGGACUGACCUCCAGACCUUAAAUGCCUGACUGAGACGGACUUGGACUUCACUAUCCAUUAGGGAAUCUGCAUGGGGGAGGGGAUGAAAAUGGCAACUUUUGCAAGCCUCCUUCAUGUGGGGGGAAAAGCUUUACUGACUUACCCAACUCAAAGAAUCUAAAUGUCAGAGGCCCAGUGAAUAAUGCCCUUGUGCAAGGCUGGUCAGUUGCAUUUAGCGAAAUUAGCUGAUACAUUAGUACCUGAGUAUCCAGAGACCGUCUGAGGUCAGACUACAGCUUUGGCUGGAUCACACUGUGUGGCUUCAUCAGCAGUUUCUACUCAGAUGAGGAGCUCGGCUUGGUUUCUUCUUUUUCCUGGAAUCCCAGCCACGCAGUUUCCGCUUGCCAAGCUGGUCGUGGGGAGAGGACAUCCUCCAAAGUCUGAAAUUCCUGGUGGUUUCUUCACCAUGAACUAGAAAGAACUGAGAAGAUGAAGAUGCUCAGCCCUCAUUUCGAAACUUGGAGAAGGGGGGAUCAUUGGGUUUAGCCACGGUUCAGCUGGAUGGGCCUGUUUCUGGUGCUCUUAUCCCUUGGGGUUCUUGGUAGUUUGGUCCCAGGCAUUGACGCGCGGAGAUCUGGCCACUGAAAUGACAGUGGAGAAAGCCGCCCGAGGUUAGGGAAGUAGAUGCCAAAGGGUGCAACAUAGUGAGGGGUAGAAAACCGUAUGAGGCUCACAGAGGAUUUGGCUUUGGGGCUGAGGAAUGAGCUUGCUAGGGUGGCAUAUGGGUGAUCUGAUGGAUUCAGGAUUUGGUUUCAGGGUCAUCACCGGCCUCUGCUUCUUGUGGGGAGCUGGCCUUAUGCAUCAGUCCAAUAUCAACCUGCUGUAAGUCAGUGUGGUGGUGGAAGGGGGUGGGGGUGGGGGUAGGGGGAGAGAAAGAGAGGUCUUGCUGAAGACUUGGAGCAGUUCCACAGUGGAUUGGAAGAUCUUGCUUAUGAAGUUGGGUGAGUUACUAUUACUGGCUGAGGCUGUGAGCAACAAAACUCUGUACUUCAAGAGGAGUAACUGGACUUGUUGUGGGGGAGCGUUGCUGGAAUAGAAUCCAUCCCCAUGCUAUGAUGGGCUGCGAAGUGGGGCUGUGAUUUCCCAGGAAUAUGGGAGUGAGUGGAGGGGAGAAGGAUUUCUUUCCCCCAGUCCUGAGCUUGUGAACUCGCUUUGACCUGGCCAUUGCGCUUCCUCUCAAAUACUGCUCUCCCAACACCUACCUCAGGCUGAAAGAGUCCACCUUUCUCCCCCCCGCUCACCUUUUUUGAUGUUCUUAAGCCAGAGAUGUGCCGUGAUGGAACAGAAGCCUUGACCGGGAUGGGAGAGACCACGAGGCCUCUGUAAACAUACUGUGAUGCUGCACGCAAGGGGUCGAAUGCUACGGCUAGCGAGUGGAUUGCUGUGGACAGAGGAGGCCCCGUGUCCUCAGAGGAGGCCCCUGCUUCGAUUACUGUACCCUGGUCUCUUGUCUUACUGGCCUGUGCUUUCCUGCCCGCUCCCCCCCCCCUCUGUUUUGGCCCUUCUCCAUUGGAGGUUUUAUUUACUUUAUUGCUUUUGGGGGGUAUCUGUUUGCCACAAUGUGCUACUGUUGAUUCCCCCCCAUUUCCCUCUUUUGUUUCGUUUUCAUCCAAAGCAAGCAAGCGUCUUUCUGUUUAGGGCCCCUUUCCCCCACCCCCAAAUGACUUAUAGAGGGGGAAAAAAGUUUCUGAGCUCUGAUUUCUUUGUUGUUGGUUAGGAGUAAUAAAGGUAAA
Molecule: messenger RNA, 4055 nt
Organism: Elgaria multicarinata webbii
Lineage: Eukaryota; Metazoa; Chordata; Lepidosauria; Squamata; Anguidae
Product: zinc finger protein CKR1-like
Exons: 3
Coding region: 177-1745 (522 amino acids)
Biological process (GO): regulation of transcription by RNA polymerase II
Molecular function (GO): DNA-binding transcription factor activity, RNA polymerase II-specific; RNA polymerase II cis-regulatory region sequence-specific DNA binding
Source: RefSeq, a predicted model, not a curated record